Messenger RNA from Fonsecaea erecta, 783 nucleotides. RefSeq lists its product as hypothetical. The transcript has 2 exons. The record is from RefSeq and is a predicted model, not a curated record. NCBI's taxonomy places the organism in Eukaryota, Fungi, Ascomycota, Eurotiomycetes, Chaetothyriales, Herpotrichiellaceae. Gene Ontology annotation, molecular function: acyltransferase activity, transferring groups other than amino-acyl groups. Bases 1 to 783 code for a protein of 260 amino acids.
AUGCCUAUACGCCUGGCGAGGUACUCGGAUUUGGACACCAUCUCCAAGAUCCUGGCCGCCAGUUUCUACGACGAGGAAUUGAACGACUGCAUCUUCCCCUACCGGAGACAAUACCCGGAGGACUACAUCUUUGUCUGGAAACAGAAAGUCCUCAAGAACUGGUGGGAUUACAACAAGAUUUGGAUCGUCAGCUAUGAGAAAGAUCCGUCUCAGAAGUCGGGCGAGGUCAUCACGGGCGCGGCAGAAUGGGGGCGCGAGGGUAAAGGCUCAGAGCGCCUUUGGGGUCUGGUGAGGUGGUGGGAUCCAAGAAGACUAAUAUCUCCUCUCGUCGGCCUGUUCUACACUUUCUAUCGCCUUCUCAUCCCCAACCGGUCCGUGGCCGUGCCGUCGCUCAAGGAUCCCAACCCGCUGAACAAAUGGAACUUUGCCUACCGCAUCGAGCCUUUUUCGGCGCACUUCUUCACCCAGCCGCCGUCCCGCGCCAACCACUGGGAGCUGUCGACGCUCGCCGUGCACCCGACGUAUCAGGGCCGGGGCCUGGGCCAGAAGAUGGUGGCCUGGGGCCUGGAGAGGGCGCGGCGGGACGGCCUGCCGGCAGUGGUGAUCGGGGCAAAGGGCACCGAGCCGUUCUACCAGCGCUGCGGGUUCCGUCACCUGGUCGGCAACGUGUCGACAUACGAGAUCGAGGGCGACGACGACUGCAAAAAGGUCGUGCGCCUCGACAAAACCAACCCCCUGAAACUGAGAGGCAUCACAGGCGGGUCGGUCAUGUGGACCGACUAG